Molecule: messenger RNA, 484 nt
Organism: Sinocyclocheilus grahami
Lineage: Eukaryota; Metazoa; Chordata; Actinopteri; Cypriniformes; Cyprinidae
Product: cAMP-specific 3',5'-cyclic phosphodiesterase 4D-like
Exons: 4
Coding region: 128-484 (118 amino acids)
Source: RefSeq, a predicted model, not a curated record
AGCAAAGGGGACUUAGACAGACAUUCUGUUCUGUUUCAGCUGGACUGUAUCGCAGUGACUAUCGGGAUCAGAAGAGACUUUCUACGUUCUGAGGCUGAAACCUCAACUUUUAUCUGGGGGACAAACAAUGCAAGAGAAUGCCUGCAGCGGAGAAAGUCAAUUGGAGAGCGUCUCAGAAUGUUCCCCAGACUCCCCAGACUCAUGUCCACUGUCCUGCAUGGAGCCCUUUGCAGUCCGCAGGCUUUCCUGCCGAACCGUCCAGCUGCCCCCUUUGGCCUUCAGGCAGGCUGAGCAGUACUACUGUGAGAGAAAACCAGAGACUGAGACGGCCCAGCCUCGACCCACCAGCCUCCCCUUGAGAGCACCUCCACUCAUUGCCAUCACCUCCGCAGAUACAAGCAGAUUACUGGUUACAGAUAACAGACCUGCAUCACCCUGCCAUCAGUCUGGUGUUGCUAUGUGCUUUGUAGAAGUGUUGCACUGA